UUGAAACUGCACACGUCAUCUUAUAAACGCACGGCCGUGGGUGGGUUAGCGUGGUCUGUAGUCUUAGCGACAACGAUAUGGUCACCAUGAAGCCUUGUGACUGUUCGUGUGCGCGACAGCAUCAUUUAUAUGUCACAAAACUUUCAAACGCGCUCACUAGUCUCUGUAAAACGUCAUGUUCUUAGGAAGAACAGCCAAUUGUUUGUUUCAAAGUACCAGUAUGACGACGAAACUUGAAACCCCCCGGGAAUAAAACCCACAGGAAGAGAGAGAAUGACCCCUAAUUUUAAUUUUAACCCCUCCCUCCCGUUUUUCCUCGGGGGGUGGGUACGGCUACACGUAGGCUAUUUUAAUUUUUGCGGGACACUGAUUCGUGAUUCGCGUGCAUGCAGUCAAUCGGGGUGAGCCCUGAGGAAUUGGUUUCCGUUUGACUUGCUGUGAAUCGAACCGGAUCAACAACAGCAAGUUCUCUUGACCCUCUUGCCUUGUACACUUUUCUCUUAACAGGAGAAGCUUUGUUUCACUGAGCAACAGAGAAUGCCUCAAGAAGCUGAUUCCGUAACCAAGCACUUUGACGAUAUUUUGCGGUAUGUCGGCGAGUUUGGUUUGUGGCAAAAGUUUCUGUAUUUUUCGUCUUGUUUUCUUGUCAUUGUGCCAAGUGCGUUACAGAUAGCCUCACUUGUGUUUGCCACUGGAACACCGAAGUUCCACUGCGUGACACCUAACGUCACGUGCAAGGAGAGCAAGUGUUGUGAAGACUGCACGAGCUACGUUUUUGACGAUUCAUUCACCAGUACCGCGACUGAGUGGAAUCUGAUUUGCGACAAGGCCAACGUUGCCGCUGUUGUUCAGUCGAUAUUUGUGGUCGGCAUGAUGGCUGGAUCUCUCUUCUUUGGAGCGAUAUCUGACUAUUUUGGGAGGAGGUUUUGUCUGUUCUUGUGCAGCGCGCUGGCGUUUGGUUUUAGCAUAUCAUCUAGUUUUGCGGACUGUUUGUCGUUCUUUACAUUCCUUCGUUUCUGCUCGGGUGCGGCCACUGCCGGUCUUUUUGUGGGCCACUAUGUGUAUAUCCUGGAGCUGGUUGGAGUCAGUUAUCGCACUCUGGCGGGAAAAGUUCAGGACAUCUUUUGGGUGAUAGGCGCCUCUAUUAUGGUGCUGAUCGCGUACCUCGUAAGAGACUGGAGACAAGUCCUGCUCAUCGCCAGCUUUCCCGCGGGACUUUUCUAUGUAUUGUGGAGAGUGUUUCCUGAGUCUCUGAGAUGGCUUGUCGCUCAGGGUAGAUUAGAAGUUGCGCAUGGCAUUCUUGUGAAGUACGCUGAGAAGAGCUCCGUGGUGGUGGACUCAGACACCCUCACUUCCAUGCUGAAGGGAUGCCAAGCUGUUGAGACCAGAACUUCAUCGACUCAAAUUCAAAGGUCGCCAUUGGAUCUCGUGCGCACGCCUCGCAUGAGGAAAAGAACAGUGAUUCUUUGCUAUAACUGGUUGGUGUUAAACAUGAUUUUCUAUGGGAUCAUGUUGUAUGUUCCUGGUCUGGCUGGUAAUACGUACCUCAAUAUUUUCCUGAUGUUUGUGAGUGACUUACCGCACACUCCUAUGGCCUGGGUUGUCUUCAAAUAUUUUGGUCGCCGUGUUCCGCACUGCCUGUUCAUGAUGAUCAGCGGUUUCUCGUGUCUUCUUGUACUCACUGUCCCGGAAGAUCUGAAAGGACUGAUAACAGCCUUAGCGUUGAUUGGAAGAUUCUUUGGAUCAGCAUCUUUCUCCAACAUCUACUUAUACAGUACUGAACUUUACCCCACCACUAUCAGGAAUAUGGCUCUUGGUACUUGCUCCACUUUCUCUCGUAUCGGAGGAAUUGUGGUUCCUUUCAUUCUUGCACUGAGUCAGUUACCUGGUGUGUCUGUGACCUUACCUUUGGUCAUAAUCGGUAUCUUGACUCUGAUCGCUGCUGUGGCGUCCCUGUGGCUGCCCGAGACUCUUCUCUCGAACAUGAGUGAAACAGUAGCUGACAUUGAGAGCUCCAGCGAGAGUUAUGGCGUCAUAUGGAUGGGAAAGCCUCGCCCCUGUCCAUUUUCCUUGCCAUGCAGGAGUUGUCAAGACUCAGAAGAACAGAGCGUGUACGUUUUAACAGACAACUCCAAUAAGGACCAUUCAGCGAAGAGCUCAGAAGAGCACGAGGACCCAAAAGAGACUACACCUCUGACCCCUGCAGUAGAUGAGCCACUGGAGACAACACCAAAAGUUUAACGCUCUUGUCCAAGGGUCAAGUUGCUUGAUUUAGUUCUAGAUACUGUGACUUUUUUAUAUAUUUUUGCCUUGAUUAUACAACUACGUCGGUUACAAUUCAAGUAGUGUUCUGGGAGAUAGCAGAAGACCAAGUAUUAAUCAAAUAUAGUUGCAAAAUUGAAAGGGAUUGCUAGGGAAAUAAAAUCAAGGAGGUAACUAUACUGUGGCUAUGUUUAACAAAACUCAUUGCAAAGCAAAGGUUAUCUUACAGGAAAAAUGCAAAAUGGACGAUGUUUCACUUAACAGAAUAAGCCUUCCUCUGCUCCAUUCAAACGCGUGACUAAUAGGUCAUUUUACAGUCGUGUGCUUAGUUACCUGGCCUAUGACUGCAAGCGAGGCCGGAGUUGACCUUGCUUUGAUACAGACCUCUCUGCUUUUCUCAUGUAAAUGCCAACC
This is a messenger RNA of Orbicella faveolata, 2676 nucleotides long. RefSeq names its product organic cation transporter protein-like. Lineage: Eukaryota; Metazoa; Cnidaria; Anthozoa; Scleractinia; Merulinidae. Gene Ontology annotation, biological process: transmembrane transport. Gene Ontology annotation, cellular component: membrane. Gene Ontology annotation, molecular function: transmembrane transporter activity. The record is from RefSeq and is a predicted model, not a curated record.